AUGUCACCCUCCAACACCUCCAGCGUCGCUUGCGACCACUGCUUUCGAUUCAUCAACGGCUCCUACUACCACUGCUCGCAGUGCCCAGACUACGACGUUUGCCGAGACUGCUACGACAAGCGCAGGACCCGACACGCCUGCGCGACACCACGUUUCCUCCCUCGCUCCACCAGGCCCCCACAAUCCGCUGACGCCCCCACGACUACUCCUACGAACACCCCACCGGCCCCCGCUCCAUCCCGUACAUGCCGCGCUGCCCCCACAAAGCCGGCCUCGCGCGUCUUUUUGCUGGCCCUCUGCGACGCGUGCGAGCAGCCGAUCUUCGACACGCGUUACCGAUGCAGCACGUGUGACGAUUUUGAUUUUUGCGAAGCGUGCCAUGCGGCCUCCGUGCUGCAUGUGCGCUGCCAUGCCUUCUACCGCAUCACCUCGGCCGCCCAGGCUGCUGCUGCACACCCCCGCCAGGACGCUCUCUUCCCCGACCUCGCUGCCUUUGAGGACGCGUCUCCCCUCCACCGCGGCUUUGUUUGCGAUGCCUGCCGCGGUCCCAUCCUCGGCACGCGUCUGCAUUGCGUCCACUGCCGCUCUGACUUUUGUUCCCAUCAUGCGCCCGGCGCGGUGACGUCAGCGUCGGUCCACCGAAAUGCAAACGCGUGCACGCACGCGUUGCUCGAGGUCCAGCGGACGCCGCAGGCGGUGCCUGCUGCUGCUGCUGCCGACGCAGAUGCUGUCGACGCCGAACGCGAGCCGCCGGCCGAUCUGCCGCUGGACUUUGAGCUCGUUGACGAGUGCACGGUGCCGGCGCGUCCGGAGCCCGGCAGCGUCUUUGUCAAGUGCUGGCGUGUGCGCAACCGGUCGGGUGUCGUGUGGAAGGGCCCACUCUCUAUGGCGUUUCGCGGGGGCAUGCGUUGCUUUGAUGGGGACGCGCCCGCCGUCCUGCCCGUCCUCUCCGACGUUCCUGCUGACGACAUCUGCCAAUUCGCGGUGACGUUGCGUGCGCCUCAGACCCUGGAGACGCCGCUGCUCUCGUUCUGGAAAAUCGUUUCCCCAGACGGCGCCGCGUUUCACAAAAACCUUUGUGUCUACGUUCCUCGACCUUAA
Schizosaccharomyces japonicus yFS275 is the source of this 1101-nucleotide messenger RNA. Its product is annotated as transcription like zf-ZZ type zinc finger protein. Lineage: Eukaryota; Fungi; Ascomycota; Schizosaccharomycetes; Schizosaccharomycetales; Schizosaccharomycetaceae. The transcript has a single exon. The record is from RefSeq and is a predicted model, not a curated record. Bases 1 to 1101 code for a protein of 366 amino acids. Gene Ontology annotation, molecular function: zinc ion binding. Gene Ontology annotation, cellular component: cytoplasm.